Molecule: messenger RNA, 1704 nt
Organism: Protobothrops mucrosquamatus (brown spotted pit viper)
Lineage: Eukaryota; Metazoa; Chordata; Lepidosauria; Squamata; Viperidae
Product: potassium voltage-gated channel subfamily C member 3-like
Exons: 5
Coding region: 1-1704 (567 amino acids)
Biological process (GO): potassium ion transmembrane transport
Cellular component (GO): dendrite membrane; axon; neuronal cell body membrane
Molecular function (GO): delayed rectifier potassium channel activity
Source: RefSeq, a predicted model, not a curated record
AUGUCUAUCGUGUCCUGUCCUCCGACGCCCCAGGGGGUGGUUCAUGCACCAUGCCCUAAGCGUCCGCUGCGCCGGGCACAUCUCCAUGUGGUGAUUGAUGGAUUCUUCCUCCGUAAACCAUGCCUCCUUCAACAGCCGGCCCCCUUUAGUACUAUCCUUUGCCAGGACCUGAACCUGGUCGAAGUCAAAGCGGUGGCCACUUUCAGCCAUAUGAGACCAGACCUGCGAGUGCUGUUCCCCCCUUCUUACCACCAACUUAUGUUCGUGUAUCACCGCGACGCCGAGGAAGCCCUGGACAGCUUCGAGGCCCCCGAGAGCCAGGACGAUGAGGACAGCGGCGACCUCAAGCGCCUCUGCCUGCAGGAGGACGGGCGCAAGCUGGGCUGGUGGUCCAGCUGGCAGCCCAAGGUCUGGGCGCUCUUCGAAGACCCCUACUCCUCCAAGAUGGCCCGGUAUGUGGCCUUUGCCUCCCUCUUCUUCAUCCUCAUCUCCAUCACCACUUUCUGCUUAGAGACCCAUGAGACUUUCAAUCACUUCAAAAACAAGACAGAAAUCAUAAAGACGGGGAACAGUACCAGCAUAAAGGUGGACUAUGAGAUGGAAACAGAACCCUUCCUCACCUACGUGGAAGGGAUGUGCGUCAUCUGGUUCACUUUUGAGUUUCUCAUCCGCGUCAUCUUUUGCCCAGACAAAAUGGAAUUCAUCAAGAGCAGCCUCAACAUCAUCGACUUUGUGGCCAUCCUGCCCUUCUACCUGGAAGUGGGCCUCAGUGGCCUCUCAUCCAAAGCAGCCAAGGAUGUGUUGGGCUUCCUGAGGGUGGUAAGAUUUGUCCGGAUCCUAAGGAUCUUCAAGCUGACCCGGCAUUUUGUAGGACUGAGAGUCCUAGGUCACACACUAAGGGCCAGCACCAAUGAGUUCUUGCUCCUCAUCAUCUUCUUGGCCCUAGGGGUCUUGAUCUUUGCCACCAUGAUCUAUUAUGCUGAAAGGAUCGGUGCUGACCCAGACGACAUAACGGGCAGCAAGCACACUGUCUUCAAGAACAUCCCCAUUGGGUUUUGGUGGGCUGUAGUGACCAUGACGACUUUGGGCUAUGGUGAUAUGUAUCCUGAGACUUGGUCAGGCAUGUUGGUGGGAGCACUGUGUGCCUUGGCUGGUGUGUUGACCAUUGCCAUGCCUGUGCCAGUCAUCGUCAACAACUUUGGCAUGUAUUAUUCGCUGGCUAUGGCCAAGCAGAAACUACCAAAGAAAAAGAACAAGCACAUCCCACGAGCCCCCCAACCCGGCUCACCCAACUACUGCAAACCGGACAUGCAGUCCCCUCAUCGCAGCAACCAGGGUGACUCAUGCCCCCUGGCUCAAGAGGAGAUAAUCGAGAUUAAUCGGGCAGAUUCCAAGCAGAAUGGCGAUGCAGCAAAUGCAGCUCUGGCUAAUGAAGACUGCCCCACAAUUGAUCAGGCCCUGUCACCUGAGGAGAAGUCACCUGUCACACCUGGUGGCCGAGAGCGCUAUAAUCGUGACCGAGCCUGCUUCCUCCUCUCCACAGGUGAUUUUGGGCAGUCACCUGAUGGAAACAUCCGAAAAGGCUAUGAGAAGUCCCACAGCCUGAACAGCAUUGCUGGUCUACCUCCAUCUCCAGCAUCCCCUUCCUUUGGCUCACCUGGUUCCGUCCGACGUCCUCGCUCGCCCAUCCCUUCCAUACUCUAG